GUAAAGUCCAGGAGCAGAACAUUCUGUCCCUCCUGGAGGGGGUCAUGUUGGGAGGAAUGUUUUGAGAACAAAUACUUUGAGAAGAAACAAACUCUCAGGUGGCUGAAGUUAGCGCCUCGUCAAACUCUCCACCUUCUGUCCUGCAAACACAAGAGUUUCUGCACUACUAGACAUGAAACAAUGGACAAUAUAACUGCUGACACUGCCACAGCUUCACUCCAGUCAGCUCCAUGCUGCACAGUCACCUACUGCCAGUGGACACGUUGUCAGGCUCAGCACUUUCCAGAUCUGUCAUCCUCACCUAUCUGUGUGUCUAUCUUCGAGUCUCACUAUCAAGCUCUCCGAGACUGACGUUAGUUUUUUUUGCUCAUUUACUACAAAAUUAUUGAGAGGUUGAACUACGGGAUUUUUAUUAUUUCCACUGCAACUGAAUGAAUAAGCAAUGGCAUACUUUUCUGGCAAAACUUCAUUGAUGGCAUUCAAUUUUGGCAUCAUAAUGGGCUUUUUCAGCAUAUUUAUCCUGGUGAAAAUUAUCACGGACCGUUCCGAGAUAGAGCCUCCUUUAGCAAUUCGCUCAUGGAAAUAUAUGGACCAGCUACAUAUGCUAGAUGAGAUCCCUCACACUCACAUCACAGGUAACAGCACAGUGAGUGAUGAGCUAGCGCACAAAGUCAGAAUACUUUGCUGGAUUAUGACUGGACCAGACAACUUGGACACAAAAGCUAUACAUGUAAAGUACUCCUGGACCCGUCAUUGCAAUGUGGUCCUAUUCAUGAGUUCCACCACCAAUGACAGCUUCCCCACAGUUGGUUUGGAUACCAAGGAAGGGAGGGACCAGCUUUACUGGAAGACUAUUAAAGCCUUUCAGUAUGUGCAUAAGUACUACCUCGAGCAUGCGGACUGGUUUUUUAAAGCGGAUGAUGACACCUAUGUUGUGGUGGAUAAUUUGCGCUGGAUGCUCUCUAAUUAUACACCUGACCAGCCUAUCUACUUUGGGAAACGCUUCAAACCAUUCACGAAGCAGGGCUACAUGAGUGGUGGAGCUGGUUAUGUACUUAGCAAGGAGGCGUUGAGUCGCUUUGUGGAAGGAUUCCGCACUGGAGUUUGCCAACAUACCACAUCUGUGGAGGACUUAGCACUUGGUCAGUGUAUGGAAAAAAUGGGGGUUAUAGCUGGGGACUCCAGAGACUCUGAAAAAAGGGAAACUUUCCAUCCAUUUACACCGGGUUACCAUCUUGAAGGAUAUUUUCCGAAGAGCUUUUGGUAUUGGAGCUACUGUUUUUAUCCCAUUGUGGAAGGUCCCCAGUGCUGUUCAGACCUGGCUGUAUCCUUUCAUUACGUUGAUCCGGAACUCAUGCACGUUUUAGAAUACCUUGUCUACCACUUGAGAGCAUAUGGAUACAAGUACCGUUACCAGCCUCCAUUGCCAGAAGCUGCUGACAGGCUGCCAGUACAUUAUGAAAAUGCUACAAUUAAAGUAAAAAUUUCAAAUGAAACCAUCUCUUAAUGGAUUCUACAUGUCUCCUGUGUAAGGUCCAACUUGCAAGUUCGUGAAGGAACAUGAAUGCCAUUCUUCUCUGUGCUAAAAAGUAUUGUUUAACAUGUUUAGAACUUUUAUAUGAGCCAAAUACUGUAGAAUGUGAACGAUACUUUCAGAACAAUUCUUAUUGGAAGUUUUGUUGCUCUUAUUAUAAAGAGAUCACAGCCUCAUGGGUAGACUAAAUUUUCUGCAAUGACUGCGAAGUGGGUCAAGGAAUAGUCAACCGAAAGCACCUGGGGCCUGAUUCAGAUGUGGUUGGAGUUGCUAUUGCUGCUGCUUACAUGGAGGCAGCAGCAAUAGCAACAAUAUGUUAAUGCAGCAGAAGGCUUCACACCUUCUGCUUGCAUUUGUCGUCCGAGCUGCGUCGCAGCAUUGGGUCAUCUACCACACCAUUGGCUGGUUGUGUGACCCAUGGGGUCACACCAGACAGCUGACACAGAUCCAACAAAAAGGCCAGGAAAUCGGUCAUCCGAUGAAGGAGAGCCUAGCCUCGUCGCCCCUCCCGAAUGAUGGUGACAUGCCUCCGUUUUCGGAAAUGGAUGCUGCUGCCGCUCCCUUCCUGUCAACAAACAGCAGCAGAAGUCACAGACCGUUGCUAUAGAGAGAGUACAUUGAAGCCCUAACAUCAAUGCUAUCAAUAACACAUGGCCAUUGAUGGAGGGAAACCAUUGAGCUCUCCCCAAUGAUGGGUGGAAAAAAAAAAAAAAGAAUAUUGGCUGGUAAAUAUUUUGUCACUGUCUUCACCAUAUGGCCAGCCAACCAGAAUGCAUCAUGACCCAGGAAGUAGGAUAUAAACAAUCACUGGUACAAAACCAUAGAUGGUGGGAAAACAUCUACCUCGCCCCAUUGUGAACAAAAACAUCAGACCGUGUCCUCAAAACAUUGAUGUGUACAUGUGUGAUGUAGAUGUCCCAACCCUACUGUAUUUUGAAUUGUAAAUAUACUAUAACUUAGUGAAUGCUAUCAGCAGUUGCAUAAUUAUGUCUAUAUAUGACAUAACGUUACUGCAAAAGGACAGAUGGAAUAAAAUAACAAGAAGAAAACUCUUUACAUAUUUCCAUUGAAAACGACGCUCGUUAGAGCAUAAACCAUUUUACCUAUGUGCCUUGUGAUAGAUUUAUUAACAAAUCUGAAAUCUAAACUGCGAUAUACUGUAGGUGUUCAAUUUACUUUUAUAGUGUUUUGAUGGGCAUUUCUAAAGUACUGCCAUGUAGUUUUUUUUUUUUUUUUAAACCUUCACCUUGUAACGAAUGUGUGUACAAAGCCACUUGUUUACUUUGUGUUUUGUCCCUGGUGUCUGAGAGUAUUUACUAGGUUUGGUUGAUGCACUGUAAUUGUGCUUUUAGCACCUUGAUUUUUAAUGGCAUUGUAUGAAGCAUUGGCUUUCUUUGUACUAAACCUUGGAGAGAGAGAAAGUGGACGGAGAUAAAGUACCAGCCAAUCAGCUCCUAAUUGUAAUUGGAUGCAGUUGCAUUGCCGGCAGUCUGUAUCCCGGCGGUCAGGAUACGGACACCGGAAUCCCAACUGCUGACAAUGCUGCCAGCGCAGCGAACCACUGAGCCCGCAAGGGGACUCUCUGCACUCUCCCCGCUGCGGUCAUAAUGACGGCCGGGAUGCCGUUGUCUGUAUAUUGUAUACCGUUGGUUUUUUAUACUGAUCCCUGUAACAUGUGUUGGCUGGUACUUUAUCUCCGUCCACUUUAUCGCUCUCCCAGGCUUAGUACAUAGAUCCCUUAGUAUCAGAAUAUUUAUUUAUUAUAGUAUAAUGAUUUUAAACCAUUAAAUGAAGUGAUUAACAGAUUUACAAAACAGACUUCACGAAUGUCUAAAAAUUGUGAAAAUGUGUUUUCCCUUGGAUUCUAAAAAUGUAUAAGAAAAUUGUAAGUGGAGAAAUAGCAAUUUGUAAAUUGUUUAGCUAAUUUAAUUGUUACUUCUUGCUUGAUGUAGUCUGGGCAAGUUUUUAUACAGCCUCUUCUAUACCUGCAUGGAAUUCAUGGCUGGUGGGCUGUAACAAUGAGUUUAACUGUGAGUAGCUAUUUGAUAUCCGGGGUAUUUAUUAAACUGUUUCACUUUAUGAAA
Pseudophryne corroboree (corroboree frog) is the source of this 3618-nucleotide messenger RNA. Its product is annotated as glycoprotein-N-acetylgalactosamine 3-beta-galactosyltransferase 1-like. Gene Ontology annotation, cellular component: membrane. Gene Ontology annotation, molecular function: N-acetylgalactosaminide beta-1,3-galactosyltransferase activity. The transcript is spliced from 5 exons. The coding region runs from base 443 to 1507 and encodes 354 amino acids. Lineage: Eukaryota; Metazoa; Chordata; Amphibia; Anura; Myobatrachidae. The record is from RefSeq and is a predicted model, not a curated record.